Cylindrotheca closterium is the source of this 408-nucleotide messenger RNA. The record is from the annotation of a GenBank genome assembly. Lineage: Eukaryota; Bacillariophyta; Bacillariophyceae; Bacillariales; Bacillariaceae.
AUGAAUUAUCGUGCAAAUAUACCAAUUCACAAACGUGACGACGAGUUGAGCUUUACUCAUAGCAUCGAGACGGACAACGAGGGUGCAAGUACAACCCCAAUUGUUGUUGUUCCUGACUUGCGACUACACAUGAUGCAAUGCGAACUUGAGGUAGCCAUCGACGAGCAUCUGGAGCUUCUCCGAGAAAACAAGAUACUCAAGGAAAGCUGUUGUGAAAAAAGGGUGACUGGGAUUGAACUUGAAUAUUAUGAUCUUUCGAUGGAACACGACUCCUUGCUUGCGGAUGUCACCCGAAAGAGAAAAGAAGUCAUGGCUUGCAAAAGGAUCAUCCAAAUCCUUCAAGGAGAGAUUACAAAGUCUAUUGGACUACAGAGUGUGGUGGACCUGACAAACCACCCUGACUACUAG